Messenger RNA from Verticillium alfalfae VaMs.102, 1782 nucleotides. RefSeq lists its product as hypothetical. Gene Ontology annotation, molecular function: alpha-1,2-mannosyltransferase activity. The transcript has 3 exons. Gene Ontology annotation, cellular component: endoplasmic reticulum membrane. The record is from RefSeq and is a predicted model, not a curated record. Gene Ontology annotation, biological process: protein N-linked glycosylation. Lineage: Eukaryota; Fungi; Ascomycota; Sordariomycetes; Glomerellales; Plectosphaerellaceae. The coding region runs from base 1 to 1782 and encodes 593 amino acids.
AUGCCACCCAAAGCCGCCGCUCGGAACGAAUACGUUCAUCCAGAGGCGAGCCAUGCCAAAAAGAAGGUCCCCAGCGCGUAUGGCAUCCAGCCCAUCACCGCCUUCUACUGCUUCCUGACGGCCAACCUCAUCUCUGCCGUGUUCGCCCCGAUCCAGGACUGCGACGAAACGUUCAACUAUUACGAGCCCACCCACUACAUUUCUCACGGUUAUGGCCUCCAGACCUGGGAGUACUCGCCCGACUAUGCCAUUCGCAGCUGGCUCUACGUGGUCAUCCACGCUGUCGUAGGAAACUUGCGCCGCCUGCUGCCUCAGACGAGCAAGGUGGGCGAGUUCUACUUCAUCCGCUAUGCUCUCGCCAUCGCCUGCGCCCUGUGCCAGGUCCUCCUCUUCCGCGUCGUGAGCACCACGCUCAAUGCACGGAUUGGCAUCAUCUUCCUCUUUGCCACCGUCUUCAGCGCCGGAAACUUCCACGCCAGCACCGCCUUCCUGCCCUCGAGCUUCGCCAUGUACGCCAGCAUGCUCGGUGCCACGGCCUUCAUGAACUGGCGCGGUGGCCUCAAGACGUCCCAGGGGAUCGCCUGGUUUGCCGCUGGUGCCGUAGUGGGCUGGCCGUUCGCUGGCGCCCUCUGCAUUCCGUUCCUGGUCGAGGAGGGCCUCAUGGCUCUGUUUAGCGACAAGGAACGGUUCAUCGAAGCCAUCUGGCGUGUGACGCGCGGUGUCACAGGGGCCCUUAUCCUAGUGGCCUUUGAUACCGCCAUCAACACCUUUUUCUACCGAAAGCUGGAGAUCAUUCCUUGGAACAUCAUCAAGUACAAUGUCCUGGGCGAAACCGGCGGGCCCGACCUCUAUGGCACCGAGCCCUGGACCUUCUACUUCCGCAACCUGACCCUGAACCACAACAUUUGGUUCGUCUUGGCUCUGCUCUGCCUGCCGCUGUUCCUCCUCCAGAAGGUUUUGUCGCCGUCGAGCCAGGGUUUCCAGACAGGUCUGCGGGCGCUCAUCUUCAUCUCACCUUUUUACCUGUGGCUCGGCAUCUUCACGUCCCAGCCGCACAAAGAGGAGCGGUUCAUGUACCCGGCGUACCCGUUCCUCGCCAUCAACGCUGCCAUGUCGCUUCACAUUCUUCUCGGCGCCUUGGGCCAGAGUGAUCCGAAGACUCUGGUCGGUAAGAUUCCGGCCAAGCUCAAGCUUGUGGUCGUGACACUCACCAUGAUCCUGUCCCUCGACAUCGGCCUCGCGCGCAUAUACGGAAUCUACUCGGCCUACUCGGCGCCUAUGCGUAUCUAUGCACCACUUACCAACGGCAUCGGCGGCUCGGGCGAUUCGGUUUGUUUCGGCAAGGAGUGGUACCGCUUCCCGUCCUCGUACUUCCUGCCGCGCGACAUGCGGCCUAAGUUCGUGCGGUCCGAGUUUCGUGGCCUUCUACCGGGGGAGUUCUCGGAGGCAAGGAUUGGAUUCGGCUUUUGGAGCGGCACAUGGCUGCCUACAAGCGGCUUGAACGACCGCAACCAGGAGGACCUCAGCAAGUAUGUUGAGCCUCGCAUGUGUUCCUUCAUGGUCGACACGCAAUUUCCUGCGAGGACAGAGCCGCUGCCACCCAAUGAGCCGGACUACGUUGCCGACGAGGAGAACUGGGAGGUCGUCAAGUGUGUGCCCUUCCUAGAUGCCGCCAAUACCCACCCAUUAGCAAGAGCUAUCUGGGUGCCCGAGGUGUCGGUGGUACCGGAAAAGUACCAGAGGAAGUGGGGGCGGCACUGCCUCUUGAAGAGAAAGAAAUGA